Molecule: messenger RNA, 2184 nt
Organism: Cotesia congregata
Lineage: Eukaryota; Metazoa; Arthropoda; Insecta; Hymenoptera; Braconidae
Source: the annotation of a GenBank genome assembly
AUGUCAUCCGUCAUCAAGUCCAUAAAAUAUAACUAUUCAAAUGAUGAAAUAUCACCAGAAAGUAUCGAUGUUUCGGAUGACGAUGACUUUAAUUUCAAGUAUGUGCCGUCAAAUCAAUUUAAAUAUAUCGUGAAAGAUGUCAGAAGACAGAGAACAAAAAAUGAUGAGGAACGGGUUUGGACUUCUUUUGUGAAUCGGCAGGACCAGAAGUCGAAUUAUUACCAAGAAUGUUAUCACGGAGUCGACGCCAAGCAGCUGCUGCGUGAAAAUUUACAAGAGGUUGAUAAAGAGCUGAGAAAAUUUGAUGCAGACUCAGAGCAAACUGAAAGAUUGACUGUGUGUACGAAUGAUUAUAAAAGAUCCAACUUGCCUUCGAGAGAGGAAAAAAAGUCAUUAAAAUUUGAUUAUCAAGUCGAAAAUGACGAGGAUAACGACUCGGAAAGCAGCAGUACAUUGCGAGCUGUGCAAAAAGAAGACGAGGAUGAGCUGAUUUACGAGCGGUCCCCGGUAUCUCAGCUAGACUUCAAAUCUAAAACGACAAAACUGCGUUACGAGCACACGAUAAGGCAUCAUCAUGAACGACCAUGUACAUUUUACCGAGAUUGCAAUUGUCGUGAUUGUACUUCAACUCCUGAAUUGAUAUCCCAAAAUGGGAGUAAUCAAUAUUCCUCGCACGUAGUACGUAUAGAUCCAGUAGUAGCUCACAAAAUUUUAGGGGUUCAGGCUAAAAUCUCGGAACUUCUGGAUGAAAUUUCAUACCGACUUUGCCGAAUACCCCAGCCGGAUGGUGAUAUUGAUUUAAAGCGACGUCAGCAACGUGUCAUGGAGUUUGCAAUACGCUUUUCACGUAAUUAUUUGUAUGAGUUGAGACGUCAAAUGUCUGACGUGCAGAGACACGUACGAGUUAUGUCACCAAGCGCCAGACGACCUACUAAACGUGUGCUCUCACUUCAUAUGCAAGCGCUGGAACAAAAAUUAUGCUCAAUCCAUCAAUUAUUACUCAAUGCUUUAAGCGCUUACUGCAAGCAUAUACCGAGUUCUAUUUUGAAAGGACAUCCGGGAAAGCUUAAGGAAAUUCUGCAGGUUGUUAUCGAUCUGAGAGACGUGUGCUCAAAAAUUAAUCUCACUGCUGAAUUAUUCGGUGCUGGCGAUACUGCUCCACUUCCUCUGGGAAAAGAUACGCAGAAAAGAUGCUAUGCUAUUUUGUCAAAGCUCCGUUUGACUUCAGACCACGAAUCAGCUUACAAUCAUACUGCACCGACACUGAUUGGUACUUCAGCGUCUGAAGCCAAGAGAAGAAAUCGCCUGGACAACCGUAAACAUAAUCAAAAUCGUUUCAGUAUGUACUGCGUUGAUUCUAAGUAUUCAAAAUGCCUGAGAAAUCGGCGGCCUGUUACUGUUGGUGUGUGUCCAAGAACCGCUGUUGGUAGAUUAAGACUUAAUAAUCCAGCGUCUGGACCCAUAGAACCUCCGCAUCCUAAUAUUGGGAUGCAAAAACCGAGACGCGAGGUCUUGAAACGAAACCGCGCUAGGACGAGAGCUUAUCAGAAGGAAGAUGAUAUCAGAACUCGACAGAGCGAAACCCACACUAAAUCGAGUAAACAUAAUGUUAAUAGUAAAAAAUCCACUGAAAUUGUUAUUAAAAAUAAACAAUUAUCUAGUUUAAUUCCAAUCAUCACGGAUUUAAUUUCUCUGGCAGCUAAAAAACAAAAAAACUCAUCAUUGAAGGACGCUAUCACGAUGGAAGCUCUUUUAGAGUUUCUUCACGAGUACUUGGCCGAAAAAAUGAAGUCCAGUCGCAAGUCUUCAAUCACAUCUGAGUCCCUGGGAAGCGCGAGCAAAUCCUCGGAAACUCAGAGGACUUCGAAAACUCAAAGCUCUCGUGAGUUUGAAAGUAAUCGAGAGUUUGUAAACUCGGCUUUGAGCAACGAUAAAAAAUCUGGGUUAACUCAACUGAAAGUAUCUCAAGAUUCAGCAGAUCGGCUUCUCAAGUAUCGUGACGAGUAUCAGCGGCUCUGCAGUUUAAGUCCCAUGUAUACGAGUAAUAGCUUAAACAAACCCUGGGACGUUGUUUCGUGGAUAUCGGAUAAACUGAUUGACGAGCUGAUAGUAGAAAUUUCCAAAGAACUCCAGAUGGAUGACCUCAUAAAAAAAUUAGUCGACUUAGAAUUUCAAGACUUUUAG